Messenger RNA from Eurytemora carolleeae, 3664 nucleotides. It is a transcript of the gene Gnf1, whose product is annotated as replication factor C subunit 1-like. The record is from RefSeq and is a predicted model, not a curated record. Gene Ontology annotation, biological process: DNA repair; DNA replication. NCBI's taxonomy places the organism in Eukaryota, Metazoa, Arthropoda, Copepoda, Calanoida, Temoridae. The transcript is spliced from 31 exons. Gene Ontology annotation, molecular function: DNA binding; ATP binding; ATP hydrolysis activity. Gene Ontology annotation, cellular component: nucleus; DNA replication factor C complex.
ACGAAAUAUUUCAGAAAAUUGGCAAUGGACAUACGGAAUUAUUUUUCCACUAAACCGGGUGUGAAACCUGCUGCAACUGGGACUACCAAACCCAGCGGAAACGCCGCUAGCGACCAAGCAGAGAAGAAGGGUCAUAAGGAUGAGAAGAAGAAAAAGAAGAUGGUGAUAGAUUCCUCAGAUGAAGAAGAUGAGAAGGAUUUUAAAUCAGAGAAAAAGACCGGAAGCGGUUCCAAGAUGAGAAAUAACACCGGUAGUGGGUUUAAGCCGAGCGAAAAGACCGGAAGUGAAUCUAAAACGGGACACACAAAGCUUAAGGAAACUACUGCCGCCGACUUUUUUUCCUCUAAAACUUCAGUUGGUAGGAAGAGUGGAGAUGAUCAGAUUCUUUCGCAAGAAACUUCAUCCAAACAUUCAUCUCUGGAAUCUUCAUCCAAAAAUUCAUCUCUGGAAUCUUCAUUCAAAAAACAUUCCCAGGAAUCUUCAUCCAAAAAACAUUCCCAGGAAUCUUCAUCCAAAAAAACAUCUCAGGAUACUCCGUCCAAAAAAUUAUCUCAGGAAACUCCGUCCAAAAAGCGGAAAGCGGAAGAACAGGCAGAUGCUUUUGCUAAAACCCUUGAAGCCACCUCCUUUUCUCCCCAGAGCACAAAGAAACACCGUCCCGAUUCCUCACCCUCGCUUGCGAACAAACUAGCCUCCAAAAAAGCGCAAGAAACAAUUGAAGUUAGCUCGAAAGACGCAAAGUCCUCCAAAACUCCCUCUAAAAGAUCAAGGUCCAAGACUCCGACUAAGUCGCCCACUGCAAAAAGAUCCAAGUCAAAGACACCCGAGAAGUCAUCUAAAACUCCUAAAAGUUCCUCUAAAACUCCGACACAGAAUAAAAAAUCUUUGGACGAAAGUGUUUCCGAACUUCCUGGGACCCCACAGGAGGAGUGGGAGGCCCGGAAGAAGGUGAAGCAGGUUGCCUAUCAGAAGUUCCUCACCAGGGGUGGAGCUAAGAACCCCGGAAGUAAAGUAGUUCCUGAAGGGUCGCCAGGAUGUAUGGCUGGUCUAGUUUUUGUGUUGACCGGCGUCUACGACAGCCUGGAAAGAGAGUUGAUGGAAGAAUAUCAGUAUCUGAUGUAUCACCAGGUUAUUUUUCCGGGCUUCGCGCUCACGGAGUUCGUCAAAUACGACGUCAUUAUUGCUUUCAACACUACAGAAAUCAUCUAUCUUCUUUUCCGCUCGACUCAGUCUCCUAUCCUGGUUGCUGAUCUCCUCCUUGUUCACAUCAAUAUCCUCCCUCAUGUCUUUAACUUUCAGGUUACUCAGAGUGUAAGUAGGAAUACAAGUUAUCUAGUAGUUGGGGACCAGGCCGGAGAAAGUAAGCUUGAGAAGGGACGAAACCUUGGGACAAAAACAUUGUCCGAAGACGAAUUCCUGAACCUUAUCCUGGAGCGACGGGACCCGAAGCUAAUGAAGGAGAAGGAGAAUAAAACCCCCUCCCCCGAGGCUAAACGAGAAAUUAAGACCGAGAUUAUCAAAGAGAAAAUCCCUAAGAUAGAGAAGGUUGUAAAGGAUGAAGUGUUGAGUCCGAAGAAACAAACAGUUACCCCUGGAACUAAAAUUAAAUCUGAAGAUAAGGAAUUGAAGUUGACUGUACCGAAAAUAAAGGCAGAGGAACCAACCAAGUCUAAGGACCCUAAAGCGGAAGUAGCUUGGUCCUCGAGUUCUCACGAAACCCAGCUCUUUGUCGAGAAAUAUAAACCAACAGCUUGCAAGAAUGUUAUUGGUCAACAAGGAGAUAGAUCCAAUAUGGCGAAACUACGAAUCUGGCUGCAAGACUGGAACAAAAACCAUCUUCACAGGCAUGGUAAAGGGGCUGCUAAGCCUGCUCCCUGGGGAGCCGCUAAUGACAAUGGAGCCUGGGCUAAAUGUGCCCUGCUGUCAGGUCCACCUGGAGUAGGGAAGACGACAACUGCAUACCUCGUAGCUCAGGAACUAGGGUAUGACAUAGUUGAGUACAAUGCUAGUGAUACUAGGAGCAAACGACUUCUUCAGGAAAAUGUGUCCAACACAUUGAACACUACUUCAGUAUCCUCCCUUCUUCAUCAUGAUAAUAAGGUGACCUCUAAACGAGUCCUCCUUAUGGAUGAAGUGGAUGGGAUGGCAGGGAAUGAGGAUCGUGGAGGGAUCGCAGAGUUGAUCGCUCUUCUAAAAACAGCAAAAGUGCCAGUGAUAGCCAUGUGUAAUGACAGAAAUCAUCAGAAGAUAAGAAGCCUUGCAAACCAUUGUUUUGAUCUUAGGUUCCAGCGGCCACGUGUUGAGCAGAUUAAAGCCGCAAUGCUCUCUGUCUGCUUUAAGGAAAAGAUAAAGAUAAAACCAGAUGCCCUGCAAGAACUAAUUAUUGGAUGUGGACAAGAUAUCCGUCAGGUUCUUCAUCAUUUAUCCAUGAUAAAAGCUGGAGAACAUGAUGAGAAGAUGGAUGCUGCCACAGCUAAGAAGGAAGCAGACAUGUCCAAGAAAACUUCUGUCAAGAUGGGUCCCUGGGAUGUUUGUAAAAAGGUAUUUAGUGCCGAGGAUCAUAAGAUGGUGUUUUGUUAGGUAUUUAGUGCAGAGGAUCAUAAGACUAUACUAUGUUCUGCCACUGGUGGGAACAAGCGAAAGACCAUGGAAUUGAUCUCUAGGACUGCCAGCUCUCUGGCUGAAGGAGAUAUUGUUGAACGAGGUAUAAGAUCUGGAAUGAAUUGGUCUCUACUCCCUACUGCGGCAAUCUUCAACUCCGUCCUACCUGGGGAGUAUAUGUCAGGAUUCCUGCAUGGACAGAUACAGUUUCCCUCGUGGCUGGGGAAAAACAGCCGACGAAACAAGAUGGAUCGAAUUCUUCAGGAGUUACAGAUGCACACCAGACUGACCUGCGGAGUGAAUAAAACGGCAUUUAAUCUGGACUACAGUCAACCUUUGAGGGAUUUUAUAACACGGCCUUUGAGAAGUGAAGGCAGCGAGGGGGUAGAUGCUGCUGUUCAGAAUAUGGAAACCUAUGCUCUUCUUAGAGAGGACCUGGAUGGACUAAUAGAAGUGACCCAGUGGCCAGAUAGACCUGAUAUACUCAAACACGUGGAGAGUAAAACUAAAGCUGCUUUCACCAGGAAAUACAACAAGGACAACGCUAUGCUUCCCUACUCCGUAGUUCAGAACGUUAAAAAGAAGGCAAAGGAGUCAACAGAUGGAAUUGGAGAUGAGGAUGAUGGAGAGGAUGAGGAUGAGGCUGAAGAUGAUAGUAUUGAAGCUGAUGCUAUGAUCAAGAUCAAGAAACCAACCAAAGGCAAGAAGGAUGAAGACAAGGGAAAGAAGGACGAGGACAAAGGAAAGAAAGGAUCCGCCAAGGCUAGCAAGGCUCCAAAGGGCAAAGGCAAAGGGAAAUAAGUAUAUCCUCCAUCUACAAAAUGUAAAGUUCAGCUUACAGCUAAUUUCACAUUCACAUGUUCUCAAUAUCGUACGAAUCUAAAUCUUUUGUUAAUAAUGUAUUAUUUUAAUCAUUUUUACGCAUAAGUUGGAGAGUUCAAGAUUUCAAUAGUGUCAUCAAAGCUUAAGUUAACAGAAAAUAUUUCGUUAUUUUUGCUAAUGUGAAUUUUCCUUGGUUAUGUAAUAUUCCAGUGAGACCUGAAUAAAACGCUUUUUAUCUGUA